CAGCCUCAAAUCAGUAUUGGUUUUUGAUCCCCCCAAAGGAAUUGAAUAGCAGCAAUUAACAUUAUGGGAGCCAAGUUUUCCACUUUUGAGUUUGUUGAAAAAUCAUCACAUUCAUCAUCCCUGAUCCUCACCUUCCAUUCCACUGCUAAAUGGAAGGCUCACUUUGAUGUCUCCAAAGAAACAAACAAGCUGAUGGUUAUCGACUUCACCGCUACGUGGUGUGGACCUUGCAAAUACAUGGACCCAAUUAUCAAAAAUUUUGCUGCAAAAUACACAGACGUGGAGUUCAUUAAGAUUGAUGUGGAUGAGCUAAUGGAGGUGGCCCAGGCUUUCCAGGUGCAAGCAAUGCCAACAUUUAUACUAAUUAAAAAAGGGAAAGUAGUGGAAAAGGUGGUGGGAGCCAAAAAGGAGGAGCUGCAGAAACUGAUUGAUAAACACAGGAAUUGA
This is a messenger RNA of Glycine soja, 447 nucleotides long. RefSeq names its product thioredoxin H2-like. The record is from RefSeq and is a predicted model, not a curated record. Gene Ontology annotation, molecular function: protein-disulfide reductase activity. The coding region runs from base 64 to 447 and encodes 127 amino acids. Lineage: Eukaryota; Viridiplantae; Streptophyta; Magnoliopsida; Fabales; Fabaceae. The transcript is spliced from 3 exons.